Oldenlandia corymbosa var. corymbosa is the source of this 1572-nucleotide messenger RNA. Lineage: Eukaryota; Viridiplantae; Streptophyta; Magnoliopsida; Gentianales; Rubiaceae. The record is from the annotation of a GenBank genome assembly.
AUGAAAUUACAUCAGGAGAGAAAAAUGGAAGCAGCUGUUGAAUACAUUGCAGGUUUUGCCAUCUUUAUCUUAUUCAUCUUGUGCUUGUUCAUUAAGAAUCAAGUAGGGAGAAGAAACCAACCUCCAAGCCCACCUUCACUACCUAUCAUAGGUCAUCUUCAUCUCCUGAAAGAACCAUUCAACCAGACUAUGCAAUCCCUCUGUGCCGAGUAUGGCGAUGUCUUGCUUCUUCGGCUAGGGGUUCGGAAGGUACUUAUUGUCAGCUCGCCUUCAGCUGCUGAAGAAUGUUUCACCAAGAAUGAUAUUAUCUUUGCCAACCGCCCCAAAACUAUGUCGGCCAAACACUUUAGUUAUAACUACACCACCAUGAGUGUAGCUCCAUAUGGAGAUUAUUGGCGGAAUCUUCGCCGUUUAGCAGCACUUGAGAUAUUCUCUCCAGCUCGAAUGGCUUCUUUUGCCGCCACAAGGAAAACAGAACUGGUGUUGGUGCUGAAUGAACUGAUGAGGAAGUGCAGAAUAAAUGGAGGAUCAGCAAUGGUUGACUUUCAUUCUAUUUCUGCUGAGCUUACUUUUAAUAUGCUUUCAAUGACUUUGGCUGGGAAGAGAUAUUAUGGAGAGAACGCCGCGGAUGAUGAGGAGGCGAGGAAGACCAAGCUUUUAAUCAAAGAGAUGCUUGUGAAUACUGUCAGGUCAAAUAAGGGGGAUUACUUGCCUUUCUUGAGGUGGAUUGAUUACAAGGGAGUGGAGAAAAAGUUCUCAACUUUGAUGAACAGAGUUGAUAAAUUUAUACAGGAUUUGGUAGAUGAUCGUAGACAGCUUUUGUUCGGUAGCAGGAUUGCAGAAGGAUUCCAUGGACAGGCAGAUAAGCCAACCAUGAUUGAUCAUUUGCUUCAACUGCAAAAAGAUGAGCCUGCAUACUACACUGAUCAACUCAUAAAAGGAAUUGUAAUGAUCUUGCUAAUAGCAGCAACAGAUACAGUAUCAAUAACAAUGGAGUGGGCUAUGGCUCUGCUUCUUAACAACCCUGAGGCUAUUAAGAAGAUCAAAGGUGAAAUUGAUGAUCAUGUACCACAAGACAGGCUAUUGGAAGAGAGAGAUUUGCCAAGAAUGACUUACCUUCAAAAUGUAGUCAAGGAGACACUGCGUUUUUAUCCGCCAAUUCCAUUUAUGAUCCCUCAUGAAGCUUCAGAAGAUUGUACUGUGAGUGGUUACAACAUAUCAAAGGAUACAAUGUUACUUGUGAAUCUGUGGGCAAUUCAUAGGGACCCAAAGCUCUGGGAGAACCCAAUGAAGUUUAUGCCAGAAAGGCAUGAAGGGAGGAGACAUGAUGAUUAUAGCCUGAUGCCAUUUGGUGCUGGAAGGAGGGGAUGCCCCGGGGCGGGGCUGGGAACUAGGAUUCUGGAAUUCGUCUUGGGGACUUUUGUUCAGGCAUUUGAGUGGGAGAGGACCAGUGAAGAGCUGGUGGACAUGACUGAAGGCAAAGGGUUUAGCCUUCCUAAACUCAACCCUUUGGAAGCAAUUUGCAGACCUCGACAAGCUACCAUUCAACAUGCUCUAAUCAAGUCCUCCUGA